This is a messenger RNA of Benincasa hispida (wax gourd), 1306 nucleotides long. RefSeq names its product cold-regulated 413 plasma membrane protein 2-like. The record is from RefSeq and is a predicted model, not a curated record. NCBI's taxonomy places the organism in Eukaryota, Viridiplantae, Streptophyta, Magnoliopsida, Cucurbitales, Cucurbitaceae. Gene Ontology annotation, cellular component: membrane.
AUGGUGUUAUUUGUGAAAGAUGGAAAAUUUUGAGUGUUAUUAACACAACUUUUUUUUUUCAUGCCAAGACACUUCAUUUCCCUAUACCUUAAACAGAUGUGAGAAUAACUUGGCCAAAGAAGAGGAACAAAAGUGAAGUGAGGAUAUGAAUAUAGAUGACCAAGUAAGCCUAGAACUUGGGUGGUGAUGGCUCUCAGUCAAACCCGAAAACCAAUCUGAUCCGAAACUUCAUACCGUUUGGCAUUCUCUAAGACUAACUUUGCUGAAAACAAGGAGCCUGACCAAUCCCCGUUACAUUUUCCUAUUACCCACUUCCUUUGAAUUUGAAACUAUAAAAAUGCAUUCCAGGUGUUUGUAGAAAUGCCGCACUCACUCUUCCACUUCCUUCUCUCUUCUUUCUCAGAACUUUCUCAUUUGUCGUUUCCUUGUGACACUUUCUUCUGGACCCAAAAGCCGAAAUGGGGAGGAUGGCAUACUUGGCUCUAAAUAGUGAUCCUCUAAUGGAGGAGUUGAUUAAUUCUGAUAUCAAUGAGCUUAAAAUUGCAGCCACCAGGCUUCUUGAACAUGCCACCAAGCUCGGUGGAAAGGGCCUUGGCACUUCUUUUUUCAAAUGGCUUGCCUCCUUUGCUGCCAUCUACUUGUUGAUUUUGGAUCGCACAAACUGGAGAACGAACAUGCUUACUUCACUUCUUGUUCCCUACAUUUUCUUCAGUCUUCCUCAAGGGAUUUUUGACUUAUUGAGAGGGGAUGCUGGGAAAUGGAUUGCCUUCGUCGCAGUGGUAUUAAGGCUCUUCUUUCCACGACAUUUCCCAGAUUGGUUGGAGAUUCCAGGGUCGUUGAUUCUGCUUCUAGUGGCAACACCAGGGUUCUUUGCACACACAUUGAGAGACCACUGGGCUGGGGUGCUCAUAUGUUUGAUAAUUGGAUGUUACCUUUUACAAGAGCACAUUCGUGCAUCUGGUGGCUUCAGAAACUCUCUUACUCAAACCCAUGGAAUUUCCAACACUCUCGGCAUCCUCCUCCUCCUUGUCUUCCCUGUUUGGGCCAUGAUUGCUCGUUUCUUCUAGCUCUAUACAACUCUCUCCCUUCCCAUUUCUUCACUUUGCAGCACACCCUUUGCAGAACUGAAGUUAAAAGAUUUUGUAACUUCUUUUUUCUUUUUUGCUUCUUUUCUUUUUACCCCUCUUCAUUUAUAUACCAUCAAUAUGAGAAAUUGAGAGUUUUUUGCACUUAUCACUGCCUAUACUUUUGUUUUCUUCUUUUGAUUCUUUUUCCAAAUAGUACCUUGCUUUGUAGGUUGAGAAAG